Messenger RNA from Coturnix japonica (Japanese quail), 1158 nucleotides. It is a transcript of the gene MCEE, whose product is annotated as methylmalonyl-CoA epimerase. NCBI's taxonomy places the organism in Eukaryota, Metazoa, Chordata, Aves, Galliformes, Phasianidae. The record is from RefSeq and is a predicted model, not a curated record. Gene Ontology annotation, biological process: L-methylmalonyl-CoA metabolic process. Gene Ontology annotation, cellular component: mitochondrion. Gene Ontology annotation, molecular function: methylmalonyl-CoA epimerase activity.
ACCAGCGUUCCGCGCAACAACGUUCCGCCCGCACGGCCUGACCGGGCGCAGCGUCAGGAGGCGGCCCGGCCCCGCCUGCCCGAGGCUGGGCAGACUCAUAGCGGUCGGGCGGCGACAUGGCGGCCUCACUGGGGCGCGCGGCGGCCGGGCUUCUUACCAGACUGCAGACCUCAGCUCCAACACUACGAACUUUAUUAUCAUCAAAUUCUUUUUCUCAGAAUGUUCCAAGCUGUUUGUGGAAAUUGGGCCGACUUAAUCAUGUAGCAAUUGCAGUACCUGAUCUGGAGAAAGCUCAGUCCUUGUAUAAAGAUGUGCUAGGAGCACAGGUGAGCGAGACUGUUGCUCUUCCUGAACAUGGUGUCUACACUGUCUUUGUGGAGCUGGGAAAUACAAAGCUGGAACUUCUACACCCUUUAGGAGAGAAAAGUCCCAUUGCAAGCUUUCUGCAAAAGAAUAAGACUGGAGGAAUGCAUCAUAUCUGCAUUGAGGUUGAUGACAUAAAAGCAGCCAUGGCAGAACUGAAGAAAAAAAAGAUUCGAAUAUUGAGCGAAGAGCCAAAAAUAGGUGCACAUGGCAAACCUGUGAUUUUUCUUCACCCUAAAGAUUGCCACGGAGUCCUUGUGGAACUUGAGCAAGCCUGAGCUGCAAUAUUCAUAAAUUAGACAAUAAAUGAGUUGUGAAGUUACUGAGCUGGUGCUGAGAAUAUUGAUGUGCUAUUCACUCUUUACAAAUUCACUGUAGUUCCUGUGGAUUAAGUACGGCUUUUGAGCAAUGAGACAGUGCUGCAGAUUUCUUUUUCCCGCAUUUGAUUUUCAGAAUCAAUGUGUUGACAUUUCUUGAAUUCACUAUGAUUCUCAAGAUGUACACCUAAGCCAAGCUGCAUUUAUAACAGUAAUUUUGUUCUGUUGCCUCAUGUUCUUGCUGCAUGGCUUUACUUCUGUAACCACAGAAACUGUACGGUUUCUAGGUCAUUCCACAUUAUUUUGUUCUACAUUUUAAAGCAGAGACCCAAUUCUCAGUGACAACAGUAAAAGCUUAGAUACCCCCUUUAGAAAUAAAGGGAAAGGGAACAUUGUACUUUCUGUUUUCGCCAUUCACUGUCUGUGCUUCAUGCUGAUUGACUGAUUCGUGCAAUAAAUAAAUCUAUAUUUUAUUGUA